Procambarus clarkii (red swamp crayfish) is the source of this 735-nucleotide messenger RNA. RefSeq lists its product as uncharacterized. NCBI's taxonomy places the organism in Eukaryota, Metazoa, Arthropoda, Malacostraca, Decapoda, Cambaridae. The record is from RefSeq and is a predicted model, not a curated record.
CUGCCAGUGCCGUCAUGCACUUCCUGGAUGAUGGGUUAUGUUUUGAUCCAAGCUGAGGCAACACAGACGAGACGACCUUGCCCUCUCAACCUGACGGGUGCCAGGUAUAAAUGAGAGGGCAGGCACCGGACCCUUCACUUGAUCCUCGUCACCCAGCGCAGCAUGUAUUCCCAGUGUGCUAUGUGCGUGUUCCUGGUGGCCUCGCUGGCAGCGGCGGCGCCCCAGAACUAUCCUUUCGGCCAGCCGGCCCAGACCUACCAGGCUACGGGGGUGCUGGAGCCCGAGUCUGCAGACCUUGGCUCAAAUGAGAGGAUCGUCGCCGCCACCAUCGACAUUCUGCCAGAAUUAGCCGAAGUCUUCGAGCGAAUUGGAGUGGAUGGUUUCAGCGACGGUGAGCGAGGCCAGAAGGCGAUGUUGGAGUUCUUGCCUCUCACACGCAAGCUCUUGAAGGCCAAGGCAGACGCUGAGGGCACUGAAGUAAGGAAGGAGGACCUGCAGAGAGUCAACGCCGCCGAGGCUGUCAUGCCCGCAGUCAACGACUUCGUUAACAGACUCAGAAAACUGAACGUGUAUGGAUCCAGUGAUGCUCAGCAGUAAGGAUAUCAGCUGGCUACGCCGUUCUUCACUCUAGAACUUACAUUAUACAAUAAAUACACAUAGUAUAAAUUAAAUACUUAAAUCAUAACUUAUAUGCAUAAUUCUAUUUAAUAUUUUCUAAAUAAACUUUGCAAGGAA